AUGAAGUUCCUUUCGCUCGCUGCGGCGGCCGCCAGUGCCGGUCUGCUGCUUCUCAGCGGCGUCGAGGCCGCCAACAACCCGGCUGUCGUCGCCGGUCCCAAGCCCAUCGCCGGUCCUGCUACCGCUCCCAACGCUCCUGCCACGCUCAGGAACAGCAGGGGCAAGGUCGCCCAGCUCGAGAAGGCAAACUACGUGCCGCGCGGCUACAUCGUCGAGCUCGAGUCGUCGUCGUCCAAGGGCGGCAAGCGCGACAACCCGCAUGCCGAGGUGCACGACCACCUCGCCAAGCGCGGCAAGUCGUACAAGACGCGCUUCGAGUACAACGACCCCGCCACCUUUGUCGGCAUGUCGGUCAUCCUCGACAGCGACGACGACUACCAGUCGCUCGCAUCCGCCCCGGGUGUCAAGAAGGUCUACCGCACCACGCUCUACUCGAUCCCCGCUUACGAGCCUACCACUGUCUCGGACGAGUUCGUCAAGGCUGCCACCGGCAAGGAUGGCGCUGCCGCCGCUGGCCCCGCUAGCCGCAAGAAGCGCCGCGACGAGCCCAAGAACGCCGAGCAGGGCUACACCGACACCUUCUCCCCCCACGUCAUGACUGGUGUCGACAAGGUCCAUGCCAAGGGCUUCCUGGGCAAGGGCCAGACCGUCGGUAUUAUUGACACUGGUAUCGACUACACCCACCCUGGUCUCGGCGGCAAGCCGGGCAACAAGCCCUGCUUCGGCGCUGGCUGCCUCGUCAUUGGCGGAUACGCCUUCGUCGACGAUGCCUUCAACGGUACCAACACUCCCGUCGCUAGCGCCGACCCCUUCGACUGCAACGGUCACGGCACCCACGUCGCCGGUACCGUCGCUGCCAACGACACCACCCUCGGCUUCACUGGUGUUGCUCCCCAUGCCAAGAUCCGUGCCUACCGUGUCUUUGGCUGCCAGGGCAGCACUCCGGACGACAUCAUCAUCGCCGCGCUGCAGCGUGCCUACUUUGACGGAAACGACGUGCUCAGUCUCUCGCUCGGUGGCCCCGGUGGCUGGAGCGAGGCUCCCUCGUCGGCCGUCGCCUCGCGUAUCGCCAGUCUCGGAACUCCUCUCGCUAUUGCUCAGUCCAACUCGGGUGCCUACGGUAUGGCUUACGCUUCGUCGCCUGCCAGCGGUGAUCUCGUCAUGAGCGUCGGCUCGGUCCAGAACACCGACCUCACCGGUAUCUCGGCCGCCAUUGUCCCCAACACUCUCGACCGCAAGACCGUCACCGUGCUCAAGGGAUCGCCCUUCACCUUUGCCGAUGGCCAGUCCAAGACGCUCGAGGUGUACCCGACUUCGUCCAGCCUCACUGUUACCGACGACGUCUGCUCUCCCCUUCCGGACUCGACACCCGAUCUGUCGAACAAGGUCGUCCUGGUCGGACGUGGCACUUGUCUCUUUGCCACAAAGUUCCAAAACAUCGCAGCAAAGGGCGGCAAGUACGUGCUUGUGUACAACUCGGCGGCUUCCAUCACCUACGUCGAGACCGACGUUGCCGGUCAGCAGGCUGCCUCGCUCACCCGCGACGACGGCCUCUACCUCAAGCAGCAGAUCAACAACGGCGUCAAGGUCUCGCUCGACUUUAGCAACUCGCAGAUCGCCACCAUCAAGGACACUGCCACCGGUGGCCUCAUGAGCUCCUUCUCGACCUACGGCCCCACCUACGAGAACCGUCUCGACUCGCCCACCACCUCGGCUCCCGGCGGCAACAUCCUCUCGACCUACCCGAUCAAGAAGGGUGCGUACGCUAUCCUCUCCGGUACCUCGAUGGCCACGCCGUUCAUGUCGGGCUCCAUCGCCGUCUUCCAGGCCGCGCGUGGAAAGUUCUCGCCCGAUGCGCUCAACAGCAUCUUCUCCAACACUGCCGCCCCACUCAUGAACGACACAACGAGCAACCUGUACGAGACCGUCGCCAAGCAGGGUACUGGUCUGGUGGACGUCAACAAGGCGCUGUACCAGCAGAUCACGCUCAGCCCCUCGGUGAUCGAGCUCAACGACACGGUGCACUUCAACGGCUCGCAGACCAUCACGGUCAAGAACCUGGGCAGCAAGCCGCUGGCGUAUAAGCUCUCGCACCUCCCCGUCGGCACCGCCCAGUCGCAGGAGGACGACUCGAUCUUCUUCAACCUCGCCCCCGUGCCGCUGAGCACCAACUACGCCAGCGUCAAGUUCAGCAAGACCAACCUCGUCGUGCCGCCCAAGGGCACUGCCAAGUUCACGGCGACCUUCACGCCGCCUGAGGGUGUGCGCACGGACAAGCUGCCCUUCUACUCGGGCUUCAUCCACCUCGAGCCCCAGUCCAAGGACUACAGCGCUGCCAACAUCGCCUACGGUGGCUACAAAGCCGACACGUCCAAGACGCAGAUCCUUGACAACACUUCGGAGCUGUUUGGCGUGGGACUGCCCGUUCUCGCCUCGGCUGAUGGCAACACGUUUAUCGAGUCGGACAACACCAGCUACAGCCUGAGCAACGUUGCCAACUGGCCGCAGUUUGUGUACCGCCUCAACUACGGUACGCCUUACCUGCAGAUCGACCUUGUCAACGCCACCACCGACUUCAAGCCCACUUACAACGUCGAUGGCUCGGCCGCCCAGAGUGCAGCUGCCAACCACAGGAGGUUCAUCCACCGUCGUCAGCUCAACGGUCAGAAGACGCCUCAGCCCAUGCCUGUGCCUGGUGGCCCCAAGCCUCCCGCGCCCAAGCCUGGCAACGGCCCCAAGCCCAAGCCCGGUCCCAAGCCCGGUCACGGCGGUGAGCCCGCUCCGGCUCCCAAGCCCGUCGCGGGUGCUGGCUUUGCCGACGUCAAGACGGUGGGCAUGCUCGCCAAUGGCUACUACAGCGGCAGGAACAGUGCGACCGGUCAGCUGGCUGACUACUCGUACAACGUCCAGCUCAUCACCCCGCAGCUCCAGCUGCCGCAGAACGGAAGCACCACCCUCACCCCGGGUACUUACAAGGUGCUUCUCCGCGCCCAGCGCGUGCUCACCGAGGGCAAGCUCGAGAGCGACUACGAGUCGUACCUCUCGCACGCCUUCACCAUCACCGCCUAA
Messenger RNA from Moesziomyces antarcticus, 3069 nucleotides. Its product is annotated as subtilisin-like protease. Gene Ontology annotation, biological process: proteolysis. Bases 1 to 3069 code for a protein of 1022 amino acids. Gene Ontology annotation, molecular function: serine-type endopeptidase activity; tripeptidyl-peptidase activity. Gene Ontology annotation, cellular component: cell wall; membrane; cytosol. The record is from RefSeq and is a predicted model, not a curated record. The transcript has a single exon. NCBI's taxonomy places the organism in Eukaryota, Fungi, Basidiomycota, Ustilaginomycetes, Ustilaginales, Ustilaginaceae.